Messenger RNA from Helianthus annuus (common sunflower), 1752 nucleotides. RefSeq lists its product as uncharacterized. Lineage: Eukaryota; Viridiplantae; Streptophyta; Magnoliopsida; Asterales; Asteraceae. The record is from RefSeq and is a predicted model, not a curated record. Bases 273 to 1469 code for a protein of 398 amino acids. The transcript has 2 exons.
GGGAGCUAUUUUUCUAUUCUAAACCCCGUCCCCAAUUCAUUGAACAUGCAUUCAACUCAUUUUCACCAUCACUCAGUCACAAUCUCCAGUUUCCUCCUUUCAUCGUCACUGUAAGUUUGCUGUACAAUUGUUUUUAUCGAUUCCUACAUGUAAUUUUGUUCGCGAAUUAUGCAUUUCACAAACGAAUUUUUAGAUGCUGAUUAGGGUUAGGGUUAGGGCUUGGAUUUGGUAUUAUUAUUGGAGUUGAAUUUGAAGUUAGGGUUUUUCUAGAUAUGGAGGGGGGUAAUUUGUCAUCAUCGGGGGGUUCGGGAGGGAGUUUCGAUUUGCAAAGAGUUCAUCAUCAUCAACAACAAGGAUCCAUGAUUCUUCCUUGUGUUCAUGAGAAUUUCCCCUUUCGAAUAGGAACAGAAACGAUUCCAGAUUGUAAUCGAACCAUUUCGUUAGCGGCUGAGUUUGGUAAAGGGGAAACAAGAGCGAUGAGCGGUGAGGAGGAUGAGCCGAGCUUUACAGAACAAGACGGCCGAGCGAAGAAUGUUAACAUGAACUUCGCCUCACCGUGGCAACGAGUGAAAUGGAACGACCUGAUGGUGCGGCUUUUGAUCACUGCGGUUUCUUACAUAGGUGAAGAUGCUGCUGACUACGGCGGAUCGCGAAGAAAGUUUUCCAAUUUACAAAAGAAAGGCAAGUGGAAGUCGGUUUCCAAAGUUAUGGCGGAAAGGGGUCAUUUUGUUUCUCCGCAGCAGUGUGAGGAUAAGUUUAAUGAUUUAAACAAACGCUAUAAACGCCUUAAUGAAAUUCUCGGAAGAGGUACCUCUUGUGAGGUUGUAGAAAACCCCUCCCUUCUUGAUUUGAUGGAUCAUGUUCCCGAGAAACUCAAAGAAGAAGUUAGGAAGAUUUUAAGCUCUAAACAUUUGCAUUACGAAGAAAUGUGUUCCUAUCAUAACGGGAAUCGGUUACACCUUCCUCCCGAUCCUCAACUACAACAUUCGUUAAGAUUAGCUCUUAGAGCUCCAAAUGAUGAUCUUGAUGACGAUGACGAUGAUGAUGAUCCGUAUGUGGAUCUUGAUCAUGACGAAUAUGAUGAAUACCACCGUCAUCAUCAUCAUCAAGGUGAUCAAAGAACAGCAGCGGUAUGUGGAGUUGGUGAAGGAUCUUCGAAGAGGGUAAAACAAAAUGAAGAUUCUCUGAUGAUGAAAAACGUGCAGAUGGACAUGGAUCAACAAGGUGUGAAAUUGCAGGAUCAAUGGCUGAACAACCGUUUAUUACAACUAGAAGAACAGAAGCUACAUAUUCAAGCACAAAUGUUGGAGUUAGAGAAAGAACGCUUUAAAUGGCAAAGGUUUCGCCGUAAGCAAGAUACCGAAUUGGAGAUGAUGAGGAUCGAUAACGAGAGGAUGAAGAUGGAAAACGAUCAAAUGCUGUUGGAAUUGAAGCGUAAGGCGAUGAUGUCUGCAGAUCUUAAUCAAUAAGGUCUUUGGAUAGCUUCAUAAUUGUUUUCAGGAAAUCUUCUAGCCUUGCGCGCCUGAGACUCAAGGCCCGCCUGAAGAUGCGGUCAAAGUAUGGGUCUUUAGGCGGCUGAUAUGUGAAAACAACCGAUGGAGGAAGAAACUAUGAAUGGUUUAUUUGGUAAAAAGGUUGACUUUAGUUAAUGAAAUGGUUUUGACUUUUCAUAGUUUCUGAAAAACUUUAUUGCUGGAAACUAACUUGUUAAAAGAAACAUAUAUUCAAAUUAAGUUGCAUGUAUUAGGUGUU